AUGGCAAAUUGGCCUGACGUCCCUACCAAGCCCGCUGAGGGCAUCUCUUACUUCACCCCGGCUCAAGCACCCCCCGCCGGCACAGCCCGAAACCCGCAGACUAGUGGGAGGCCGAUUCCCAAGCUCUUCCAGCCUCUCACAGUCAGAGGGUUGACAUUCCAGAACCGUCUAGGGCUGGCGCCUAUGUGUCAAUACAGUGCUGACGAUGGCCACAUGACGCCGUGGCACUUGACCCACUACGGUGGCAUUGCUCAACGUGGACCUGGUUUGAUGAUCAUUGAAGCAACUGCCGUUGUUCCUGAAGGUCGUAUCACGCCAGGCUGCGUGGGGUUGUGGAAGGACUCCCAGAUUGCACCUAUCAAGCAGGUCAUUGAGUUUGCACACAGCCAAGGCCAGAAAAUCGGCAUUCAGCUGGCACAUGCUGGGCGCAAAGCCUCCACGGUGGCACCUUGGCUCGGUGGAGCUACUGCCACCAAUGCUGUUGGUGGCUGGGUUGACAAUGUGAAGGGCCCCAGCGCCAUCCCAUUCGCACCAGACAACAUUAUCCCUAAGGCGAUGACCAAGGAAGAUAUCCAGGAGCUUAAGGACGCUUGGGUUGCGGCAACCAAGCGCGCUUUGGCUGCGGGGGCUGAUUUCAUUGAAAUUCACAAUGCCCACGGAUAUUUGCUCUCAUCCUUCCUCAGUCCUUCGGCCAACAAGCGGACCGACGAAUACGGUGGCAGCUUUGAGAAUCGUAUUCGUCUGUCCUUGGAUAUCGCCAAAUUGACCAGGGACACUGUCGGCCCCAAUGUCCCGGUCUUCCUCCGUGUUUCUGCCACAGACUGGCUGGAAACCAGCAUGCCCGAGGAGAAGGGGUGGAAGGUCGACGAUACAGUCAGAUUUGCAGAGGCCCUGGCCGAACAAGGCUGUAUCGACUUGAUCGAUAUUAGCAGCGGUGGUGUACACAGUGCUCAGAAAGUGAAGUCAGGUGCUGCCUUCCAGAUUCCUUUUGCGGCAGCUGUAAAGAAGGCUGUUGCUGAUAAAGUGCUGGUUGCUGCUGUGGGCAUGAUCAACAACGGUACCUUGGCUGACCAGAUUCUCAACGAAAAUGAUAUCGACGUUAUUCUUGUCGGACGGGCUUUCCAGCGUGAUACCGGUCUUGCUUGGCACUUCGCUAAAGAUCUCGAUGUUGAAAUUUCCAUGGCUGCUCAAAUCCGCUGGGGGUUCACCAGUUUCCGGAAUGCCUCGGAAUACAUCCAGCCCAAUUCUAUGAAGGCAUCAAUUUUCGAAUGA
Messenger RNA from Aspergillus bombycis, 1272 nucleotides. Its product is annotated as NADH:flavin oxidoreductase/NADH oxidase. Gene Ontology annotation, molecular function: NADP binding; FMN binding; NADPH dehydrogenase activity. The record is from RefSeq and is a predicted model, not a curated record. NCBI's taxonomy places the organism in Eukaryota, Fungi, Ascomycota, Eurotiomycetes, Eurotiales, Aspergillaceae. The coding region runs from base 1 to 1272 and encodes 423 amino acids. The transcript has 2 exons. Gene Ontology annotation, cellular component: intracellular anatomical structure.